AUGCCGUCUCUUCACCCGCUUCUACCGGCACAAAAACUGGUCCGACUCGACAGUGCGCCGUGCCGGUUGACGCCACCUGCCGACGUCAUGGGCUCCCCGAGCGCGUGCGAUGAAUGCGGCAAGAAGUUCAAGGUGUUUGGCCUCAAGAAGAAGUGCAAACACUGCAUGGACGUCGUGUGCAAGAGCUGUCUGGCCGCGCACCUCGAGCUCAAGCACACGCACCUGAACGGCCCGCCGCGCGGCCUGCGACGUCGCAAGUCGCUCGAGAUUUUCGACGCGGCAGGCGACGACGACCAGGAGCUGCAGUUCCUGUCCCCCAUCGGCUCUCCGGACUUGGAGCUCGAGUACGCAGACCCCGAGUCUCUGGACGUGCUGGACGGGGUGGACGGAGUGGACGCCGUCAGCGACGAGGAGGACGGCGACUCGGACGACGACGAACUGGCCAUGACGACGCUGGUGCGACAGUCUUCUAUUGAGGAGGAGGAGAUCCAGUACCGCGAGAUGCACAAGAUCCAGGGCGCCGUGGCGACGUGGGCGUUGAAGGAGAAACAGGCGAGAAGGGACUUGCGCGUCAGCAAGAAGGAGAGUUAUUGCCCUAUGGGCCCUGUCUUCCAGGAGGUCUGUGACUAUGAGACGUGCAGUGCGUUUGCAGUGAGCUAUGCAGUUGCGGCGACGGUGGCGGUCUGGGCGGCGUUUGGCCUGCUACUGGCGCUGUACCUGCGCGCGCGUAGUCUACCGGCCGGGUUCAGCUACGUGCUCUAAAGAAGGCUGUAGGCUGGGGGAGAGAUUUAAUACCCUCGCAAGAUCAGAUAGUGAAUUACAUGUAAGCUAGUUGAGGAUGCAGCAGUACUGUAGACGGUCUUGGAUGUGCUCUGUGUGAAGAGAAACAGGAUACGGCGAAGACAACGCACAUUGAACAGCCUGAA
Messenger RNA from Phytophthora infestans T30-4, 926 nucleotides. RefSeq lists its product as uncharacterized. The transcript has a single exon. NCBI's taxonomy places the organism in Eukaryota, Oomycota, Peronosporomycetes, Peronosporales, Peronosporaceae. The coding region runs from base 1 to 762 and encodes 253 amino acids. The record is from RefSeq and is a predicted model, not a curated record. Gene Ontology annotation, molecular function: metal ion binding.